GAGGAAAUGCAGAAGCUGAAGGCAUGGAGAAGAGCGGCUGGUGGGAAUGCUUAAAUACUUCCAAAAGCAUUUUGCUCAUCUCUUGAAGGAACACAAAAGACGAAGGUCCAGACUGGUGUCAAAAGAUGGAAGAUGUAACAUAGAGUUUGGGAAUGUAGAAGAACAGUCAAGGUUUGUUUUCUUGGUUGACAUCUGGACCACUAUCUUGGACCUCAGGUGGAGGUACAAAAUGACCAUCUUCAUUUCAGCGUUCUUAGGUAGCUGGUUCUUUUUCGGUCUUCUCUGGUACAUAGUAGCAUACAUACACAAGGAUCUGCCAGAGUUUAGCCCUUCAAUAAAUCACACUCCAUGUGUAGACAACAUAAAUGGCUUGACCUCUGCUUUCCUGUUCUCCCUGGAGACACAAGUCACUAUUGGCUAUGGUUUCAGGUGUGUUACUGAACAGUGUGCCACUGCCAUUUUCCUGCUGAUCUUCCAGUCUAUCCUAGGAGUUAUCAUCAACUCAUUCAUGUGUGGAGCCAUCUUGGCCAAGAUCUCUAGGCCCAAGAAGAGAGCAAAAACCAUCACCUUCAGUAAGAAUGCCGUUAUCAGCAAACGUGGUGGGAAACUGUGCCUUCUUAUCAGGGUAGCCAACCUCCGGAAAAGCCUUUUGAUUGGGAGCCAUAUCUAUGGUAAGCUCUUAAAAACCACUAUCACACCUGAAGGGGAGACAAUAAUAUUGGAUCAAGUCAACAUAGACUUUGUAGUUGAUGCUGGCAAUGAGAACCUGUUCUUCAUCUCUCCCUUGACCAUUUACCACAUCAUUGACAAGCAUAGCCCCUUCUUUGACAUGACCGCAGACACGAUCCUUCAACAUGACUUUGAGCUGGUGGUAUUUCUAGAUGGGACAGUGGAAUCUACCAGUGCAACCUGCCAAGUCAGGACGUCUUACAUUGCUGAGGAGGUGCUAUGGGGCUAUCGUUUUGCUCCCAUGGUCUCCAAGACCAAAGAAGGAAAAUACAGAGUGGACUUUCAUAACUUUGGCAAACCUGUGGAGGUGGAGACCCCUCACUGUGCCUUUUGCCUGUACAACGAGAAAGAUGCAAAAUCCAAAGCAAAGAUGGGUUAUGACAACCCAGGCUUCCUGUUUCAAGAAGUUUGUGAAACCAGUGACACACAAAUGUAG
Molecule: messenger RNA, 1165 nt
Organism: Rhineura floridana
Lineage: Eukaryota; Metazoa; Chordata; Lepidosauria; Squamata; Rhineuridae
Gene: KCNJ1
Product: potassium inwardly rectifying channel subfamily J member 1
Exons: 2
Coding region: 47-1165 (372 amino acids)
Biological process (GO): regulation of monoatomic ion transmembrane transport; potassium ion import across plasma membrane
Cellular component (GO): plasma membrane
Molecular function (GO): ATP-activated inward rectifier potassium channel activity
Source: RefSeq, a predicted model, not a curated record